GCGUAUGACCUGGAGAAGUGUAGACCAAAGGCUGCAAGCUAGUCUUGCAACUUCAUUACUCUGUUUUGUUCUGGUUUUUUUUGCCCUUAGCUCCUUAUCUCUUCAGUGCAUGUUAUUUAUGCCUGGUGAAAUCCCUGCGAGGACAAUAGAAAAGCAGAUCAUACAGGCUAGUGAUCCUCAGGAUCCAGUUAAACUCUGCUGGGAAGCGUUAUUACCCUUUGUUCUGAAGAUGUUCUUUGUGCUGCCUAUGAGAAUCAGUUAUAAAGCCUUAAGAAAAAAAGAUACAGCUAUUGCUGAGGAUUCAAAGACAGUCACAUCUGGUUUGAAUUCAAGAACUUAUAAGCCCAAUAGUGUUGCGAUAUUUUUUCAUUUGAGAAUUAUAGUCUUUUUUAUUUGUUUCCAGGGAAUGAUUUGUUGAUGUACCAUCUUCAAUUCUGUGCUCUUUUCCUUGGUUGUUUGGUAAAAAGGAAAUCUGCUUCGCUGUUUUAACACAUCUGUCUAAUUGCAAGCAGGGUACUGCUGAUGUCAGGCCAGGUAGAAGGUGCCUACCACCACUUUUAGAGUACAGACCAUCUCUCCUUUAUUUUGGCUCCAGAAUUAUAUGAAAAAUGUAAUCACAGGGGUUUUUUUCUGUAUGUACUUAUUUGCAUCAGAGGAAUUUUAGUGGAAAUAUUUAAUGAGAUUAACUUCUCAGGGAAAAUGGCUUUAUAUUUCCAAAUGAUACUUGUAAUGAAUCAGAACAUCGUUAUGUAACACCUAACCUGAGAAUAAAACCUGGCUUUUUAAAUUAAAUUCUAUUUAGACCGUGAAAUUGCUUUCAGAAAAUCGUGGUGAAUGGAUGUUUGGGAAAGAUUACUUGAUAAUCUACUUGCAAGAUUGUCUCUUCCUUCAGGCUUUUAAGAAGGCAGCUUCCGGAAGACAGGUACUGGAGCCUUCUGGGAUCCCAUUUGAAAGAAAGAACAGAGAUUUUUGCACCAUAAGUCUGCAUGAGAUGUCCUGCGUGCUUUCGAUACAGGUGCUGUCAUCUAUUUCAAUUAGCAUUGUCAGACUCAGAAAUCCCCAAGGAUGUGCUUUCUGCAGUGACCCAGGUGAAUUAGAGGGGAAACUUCUCAGGUUUUGGUCACGUUUGAAUUAUGGUGCACAUUGAAAGAGGAGAAAUUCAUAGGCAGAGAGUAACUUUCUUCUCACACUGGAUGAGACACUCGUUUGAAUAACUGAACCUGUAACAGCAGUAAUGAGCUACAGCCAUGAUACUUCUUUCUAUUCUUAUACAUAAAUAACGUGUAGCAUGAUAUGAAGAUUUCACUGGUGAUAAGCUGCGGAAGGGCUCAUCGUGCACCUCUGUGAGAGUUGCUGGAGUGGCGAUGGGACGCCGUUCCUCUCCUCGGUCCCCUUCAUCCAGCCGCAUGCAGUGCUUCAGCAGGACGGCAAGAAACCUGAGAAAGCAGUCCUGUACCCUUGGCAGACUUCUCUCAGCAGCGCUGUGGCUAUUUCCAGAAGGGAAGAUGCAGUCUUGAAAUGGGAGAUGAGGAAAUUGAUGGCUGGUUUCCAUCUUGAGGGAGGAAGGAAGGAGAAGAGGAGGUUGAUGCCAUGUAUUUUUCAGUGGCCUGGAAGGAAUUGGGACACUACAGGCUCCCCUUGACUGCCCUGUGUGAAGGCAAAUCCUAUCAAGUGUCACCUGAUAAACCCCAAAUCGGUUCUUCAACUCUGUUCUAUUUUUCUGCCACAGAAGUUGCAGUCUUUUUAUUUCAGCUUCUCCCAUUUUUGGAUGAUUGAAUCUCCACGUCUUCUGCAGCGGAAGAGGAGCACGUGUAGUUUGCUGAGAUCUGUUUUACUUGAGCUGUUGCAGUUGGAGGCAAACGAUCCUCUAGAAAGGAAGAAGUCAGGAUCCUGUGUGUGAAUACCAGGUCAAAUGUCACUCACUUUGCUGAUAAGUAUCAACACUUCAGUCUGAAUUGGAGGAAAUAUGUCUGUUGUCAUCAAAAGUGAAGUCAGGACCUGUUUGGGAUAAACUUUGACAGAUGCUGGUUGACCUAAAUCAGGAUUUAACUGAUGCUCCUGCUGCGCUGCCCGCUGCUGCUGCUGCUGCUGCCGCUCAGCUCCAGGCCCCAGAAGUUCCCUACCAGAGAUGAGGAGCUCUUCCAAAUGCAGAUCCGGGACAAAGCAUUUUUUCAUGAUUCAUCAGUCAUCCCAGAUGGAGCCGAAAUUAGCAGCUACCUCUUCCGGGACACCCCGAAAAGGUAUUUCUUUGUGGUUGAAGAGGACAACACUCCCUUGGCAGUGACAGUGACACCAUGCGAUGCCCCUCUGGAGUGGAAACUGAGCGUACAAGAGCUCCCAGAAGAAGCCAGCGGAGAAGGUUCAGGUGAACCAGAACCUCUUGAGCAACAGAAACAGCAGAUCACUAAUGAGGAAGGCACAGAGCUGUUCUCUUACAAAGGCAACGAUGUCGAGUACUUUGUGUCCUCUAGUUCUCCCUCUGGUUUGUACCAACUAGAUCUGCUGUCGACAGAGAAAGAUACACAUUUUAAAGUGUAUGCAACCACUACUCCAGAAUCAGACCAACCUUAUCCUGAAUUACCUUAUGAUCCCAGAAUCGAUGUCACUUCUCUGGGACGUACAACAGUGACACUGGCAUGGAAACCAAGCCCCACCGCCUCCUUACUGAAACAGCCAAUUCAGUAUUGCAUAGUCAUCAAUAAGGAACACAAUUUCAAAAGCCUCUGUGCUGUUGAAGCCAAGCUCAGUUCUGAUGAUGCCUUCAUGAUGGCUCCAAAACCAGGUCUGGAUUUCAGUCCAUUUGACUUUGCCCUUUUUGGCUUUCCCUCGGAUAACAACUCUGGCAGAGAACGUGGUUUCUUAAAAUCAUCAUCAAAGUUUGGGCGCCAGCAAUCAUCAAAGCCAAGAGUUGACCUGCAUAAAGUUUGUAUUGGGAACAAGAACAUCUUCACAGUGUCAGACCUGAAGCCUGAUACACAGUACUAUUUUGAUAUGUUUGCAGUAAAUACCAACACUAACAUGAGCACCGCAUAUGUUGGCACCUUUGCCAGAACAAAGGAGGAGGCUAAACAGAAAACAGUGGAACUGAAGGAUGGCAAAGUUACAGAUGUAUUCAUCAAGAGAAGGGGAGCCAAAUUUCUACGUUUUGCUCCUGUUUCAUCUCACCAGAAGGUCACCUUCUCUGUUCAUUCAUGCCUGGAUGCUGUUCAGAUCCAAGUUAGAAGAGACGGAAAACUUCUCUUGUCUCAAAACGUGGAAGGUGUGCGGCAGUUCCAGCUUAGGGGAAAAGCAAAAGCUAAAUAUCUCAUCAGGCUGAAAGGAAGCAAAAAAGGUGCUUCUAUGCUGAAGAUCCUGGCUACAACAAGGCCUAACAAGCAGUCAUUUCCUUCUCUUCCUGAAGACACACGAAUUAAAGCCUUUGACAAGCUCCGCACGUGUUCUUCAGUCACUGUGGCAUGGCUGGGUACACAGGAGAGAAACAAAUUCUGCAUCUACAAAAGGGAAGUGGAUGAUAACUACAAUGAAGAGCAGAAGAAAAGAGAGCAGAACCAGUGCUUGGGUCCAGAUACGAGGAAGAAGUCAGAAAAGGUUCUCUGUAAAUACUUCCACAGCCAGAACAUCCAGAAAGCAGUGACCACAGAGACAAUCAAAGGCCUGCAGCCUGGCAAGUCCUACCUGCUGGACGUUUAUGUGAUAGGGCACGGUGGGCAUUCUGUGAAAUAUCAGAGCAAAUUAGUGAAAACAAGGAGGUUCUGUUAGUGCCCCUGUACAUAGAAAUAUAUGGAACUCCGGUCUGAAAAUUAUCCUGCUUCCCAGUAUACAGAUUGACUACUUGCACAGCUGAGAAGUUGUGGCCUGUAUUUGUACUGUGUAGAAAAGAUAUCGACUUGUAUAUUUAUGUUUACAUAAGUAAUUGUUUGAAGGAACUGCGGCUGGUGCUCUCUGGCAGCAUCUGGCCAACAGUAUUAUCUUGUGUCCGGUGACCCACAUGUGAUGCUCAGUAGAUGUGCAAGGUAGCAGGAAACCUUGAAGGAACUGGCACUCCUUUGCUUCCAUAUUGCAUGAACUGCUUCUAAAUUAUUUUAUACCUAAAAGGCUGAGAUACAUCAUUCUUCCACCUUGUUAUUCAUGCAGAAAACUCACAGACGUACACCCUUUCUCUCAGUGUAGGCGGUAGGGUUUCUGUAAAUUAUUUUAUAGAGUCUUGUUUUAAACGUUUAUGUUUCUAUGAUUGUAAACUAUUAAAUACUCUCCCCAGUAAAAUACAGAUCUAAACUAAAUAUUAACUGGGCUGCACACGAAGCAGUUUCAUUGCUAAUGUAAAUUCUUACCUAGAUGAUUUUCAUGUUUAAAUACUGUAUGUAUUUCAUGUACAAAGUUGCCAUAAUGUUAUAUCCCUGUAUAUAAAAUUAAAAAUAUUAGAUUCUAUAUUGUUUCUUUUUUCUUGACAUGCUAAUAGAGCAAACAGGCUUGG
Molecule: messenger RNA, 4474 nt
Organism: Cuculus canorus (common cuckoo)
Lineage: Eukaryota; Metazoa; Chordata; Aves; Cuculiformes; Cuculidae
Gene: NDNF
Product: neuron derived neurotrophic factor
Exons: 12
Coding region: 2053-3759 (568 amino acids)
Biological process (GO): extracellular matrix organization
Molecular function (GO): protein binding
Source: RefSeq, a predicted model, not a curated record